Chrysochloris asiatica (Cape golden mole) is the source of this 2151-nucleotide messenger RNA. It is a transcript of the gene EPS8L2, whose product is annotated as EPS8-like 2. Bases 4 to 2151 code for a protein of 715 amino acids. Gene Ontology annotation, biological process: Rho protein signal transduction; regulation of Rho protein signal transduction; positive regulation of ruffle assembly. Lineage: Eukaryota; Metazoa; Chordata; Mammalia; Afrosoricida; Chrysochloridae. Gene Ontology annotation, molecular function: actin binding. The record is from RefSeq and is a predicted model, not a curated record. The transcript has 20 exons. Gene Ontology annotation, cellular component: plasma membrane; ruffle membrane; vesicle.
ACCAUGAACCAGUCAGGGUCCGUGAGCUGCUGCCCGGGUGCUACCAAUGGCAGCCUGGGCCGGUCUGAUGGAGUAGCCAAGAUGAGUGCUAAGGACCUGUUUGAGCAAAGGAAGAAAUACUCCAACUCCAACGUCAUCAUGCACGAGACCUCGCAGUACCACGUCCAGCACCUGGCCACAUUCAUUAUGGACAAGAGCGAGGCCAUCGUCUCUGUGGACGACGCCAUCCGAAAGCUGGUGCAGCUGAGCUCCAAAGAGAAGAUCUGGACGCAGGAGAUGCUGCUGCAGGUCAAUGACCAGGCCCUUCGAUUGCUGGACAUCGAGUCCCAGGAGGAACUGGAGAACUUUCCGCUGCCCACUGUACAACACUGCCAGACGGUGCUGAACCAGCUACGCUACCCGUCAGUGCUGCUCCUCGUGUGCCAGGAGUCGGAACAGAACAAACCCGACGUCCACUUCUUCCACUGCGACGAGGUGGAGGCGGAGCUGGUGCACGAAGACAUCGAGAGCGCGCUCGCAGAUUGCCGUCUCGGCAAGAAGAUGCGGCCGAAGACCCUCAAGGGUCACCAGGAGAAGAUCCGCCAGCGGCAGUCCAUACUGCCCCAACCCAAGGGCCCGGCCCCCAUCCCCUUCCACCGCCAUGGUGGUGGCCACUCGCCCCAGGCCACCAAGAACCGCGUGGGCCCACCAGUGCAACUCAGUGAGCCAGGCUUCCGUCGUCGGGAUUCGCAGGAUGAGGAGCCGCGGGCUGUGUUGGCGCAUAAAAUCGAGAAGGAGACGCAAAUUCUCAACUGCGCGCUGGACGACAUCGAGUGGUUCGUGGCACGGCUGCAGAAAGCCGCCGAGGCUUUCAAGCAGCUAAAUCAGCGGAAGAAGGGGAAAAAGAAGGGCAAGAAGGCGCCGGCAGAGGGCGUCCUCACGCUGCGGGCGCGGCCCCCCGCCGAGGCUGAGUUUAUUGACUGUUUUCAGAAAACCAAGCUAGCCAUCAACCUGCUGGCCAAGCUGCAGAAACACAUCCAGAACCCCAGCGCCGCGGAGCUCAUGCACUUCCUUUUCGGACCUCUGGAGCUGAUCAUCAGCACUUGUGGCGGCCCCGAACUCGCGCGCUCAGUCUCCAGCCCCCUACUCUCCCGGGAGGCGGUGGGCUUCCUGCGCGGCCACCUGAUCCCCAAGGAGAUGGCGUUGUGGGAGACGCUAGGAGAGACCUGGACACGCCCCCGCGCCGAGUGGCCUCGGGAGCCGCAAGUUCUCCCGUACGUGCCCAAGUUCCACAGCGGCUGGGAGCCUCCCCUGGACGUGCUGCAGGAGGCCCCCUGGGAGGUGGAGGGGCUGACAGCUGCCCCUGGUGACGAGCCAACUCCAGUGAGCCGCCCGUCCUUUCGAAACUCAGCGAAGGCAUCCAAGCCCACACCUCUGGGAGACGUCCUCCCACCAACCAGCUCCCCCCAUGCUCACAGGGGCUACGAUCCAACACCCACCAUGAGCAAGUACGUCAAGAUCCUCUACGACUUCACAGCCCGGAACGCCAACGAGCUAUCUGUGCUCAGGGACGAAAUCUUAGAGGUACUAGAGGAUGGUCAGCAGUGGUGGAAGUUGAGGAACCGUAGUGGACAGGCAGGCUACGUGCCCUGCAACAUCCUGGAUGAAGUUCGGCCUGAGGAGGCAGGUGCCCCACUAGAGCAGGCAGGUUCAAAAUACUGGGGCCCUGCCAGCCCAACGCACAAGCUGCCUGUGAACUUCGCUGGGAAAAAAGAGGAGCUGAUCCACCACAUGGAUGAAGUCAACGACGAACUCAUCAAAAAGAUCUCUCACAUCAAGGCGCAACCGCAGCGGAACUUCCGCGUGGAGCGCAGCCAGCAGGUGCGCCAGCCGCUCACCUUCGAGUCCGGCCCAGACGAGGUCCGAGCCUGGCUGGAAGCCAAGGCCUUCAGCCCGCGCAUCGUGGACAACCUGAGCGUCCUGACCGGCCCCCAGCUCUUCUCACUCAACAAGGAGGAGCUGAAGAAGGUGUGCGGGGAGGAGGGCAAUCGAGUCUACAGUCAGCUGACCGUGCAGAAGGCUGCCCUGGAGAAUAAACACGGUGGGUCUGAGCUGGAGGAACUCAUGAACAAGUUUCAUUCCAAGAACCAGAGGAGGACGGAGGACAGCUAG